Cyprinus carpio (common carp) is the source of this 5166-nucleotide messenger RNA. It is a transcript of the gene dclk1a, whose product is annotated as doublecortin-like kinase 1a. The transcript is spliced from 7 exons. Gene Ontology annotation, cellular component: axoneme. The coding region runs from base 308 to 1348 and encodes 346 amino acids. Gene Ontology annotation, molecular function: protein kinase activity; ATP binding. Gene Ontology annotation, biological process: protein phosphorylation; retina development in camera-type eye; intracellular signal transduction. Lineage: Eukaryota; Metazoa; Chordata; Actinopteri; Cypriniformes; Cyprinidae. The record is from RefSeq and is a predicted model, not a curated record.
UGUGUGUGUGUGGAGGUGGAGGGGGAGGAUGGCUGGCUGGCUGUGGCAGGUCUGUGGUGCGGGGCUGAAUCUCAAUGAGAAAGCGGUCAAUGUAAAUCACUGCAAGACACGGAGAGAGAGAGAGAACAGCAGCUGCCGACCGACCAGCCAGCCAGCCAGCCAGCCUCCUCUGCGGGACAACAAAGGAGGUGCCGGGCUCACUUCACGACUCCUGUCAGCACAACUCAACAUCUGAAUCGUGACCAUUACGAAGAAACCUUGAAUAUUCCCUAAAUAUUCACCUUUAGACCUAAUUUGUCUGGACGACAUGGAAGAACACUUUGACGAGAGGGACAAAAUGCAACGCAACAGCCGAAGCGCAGGCCGGGCGAACGGGCUGCUCAGCCCCACUCACAGCGCCCACUGCAGCCUGUACCGCACGCGCACGCUCAAAGCUCUGAGCCAGGAGAAGAAGGCGAAGAAAGUGCGCUUUUACCGCAAUGGUGACAAGUAUUUCAACGGCAUAGUGUACGCCAUCUCAUCGGACCGGAUAAGAACCUUUGACGCUUUGCUGGCCGACCUGACCCGAACCCUCUCUGACAACGUCAACCUGCCCCAAGGGGUGCGAAUCAUCUACACAAUAGAUGGUUUCAAAAAAAUCACCAGUAUAGAUCAGCUGGUGGAAGGUGAGAGUUACGUGUGUGGCUCCACCGAAGCCUUUAAAAAACUCGACUACUCCAACAAUGUCAACCCUAACUGGUCUGUGAAUGUGAGGGCCCUGGGCUCCAGCAAAUGCCCCACGUCUCUAGCCAGCUCGAAAUCAGGACCGCAGUCCAAAGAGAGCAAAGACUUCAUCAGACCCAAACUGGUCACCAUCAUCCGCAGUGGGGUGAAGCCACGGAAGGCAGUUCGCAUCCUGCUUAACAAGAAGACAGCUCACUCCUUUGAGCAAGUUCUCACUGACAUUACAGAUGCUAUAAAGCUCGAUUCUGGCAUUGUCAAGAAGAUCUACACUCUUGAGGGAAAACAGGUCGUGUGUCUUCAAGAUUUCUUCGGAGAGGAGGACAUCUUCAUUGCAUGUGGCCCGGAGAAGUUCCGUUUCCAGGAUGACUUUAUGUUGGAUGAAAGCGAGUGCCGAGUGGUGAAAUCAACAUCCUAUGGAAAGAUGGGGUCUUUAAACAGAAGCUCUCCCAGAAGUCUUGCCCUUUCCAGACGCAGCAAGUCUCCUUCUGGAUCAGUGAAUGGGACCCCGGCCAGUCAGCUGUCCACACCCCAUUCUGCAAAAUCGCCCAGUCCAUCUCCCACCAGCCCCGGGAGCUUGAAGAAACGCAGGGAAAUGGACAAGGCCAUCAUUGACAGCACAGCUUAACUUCCCCCCUUCUUCAAAGUGGCACUAAGAUCCACAGUCAAUCCUUAGUCUGGGCUGCUACAUUUGGAAACUUUUGGUCUCUCACGUUUCGUCAUCAGAGUUAAGCGUGAAAAUGCACUAGUGUCAGCCAUGGAAUAUGAGUAGAGCAGCAAUCAUGAAGUUACAUGAAAUCGGGGUCCAGAAUUAACUUUUGCCAUUAAUCUGCCAAUGGCGAUAAUUUGAGAAAAUAAAUACCAAUUUUUUUCGUACCUGCCAUGAAGCUGUAUUUUUCAUGAUUUGCAAGUUAUGUAACUUGCAGCAUCAUAUUUAAGGUGAUAUAUUUCCAUGGCACCUAAAAACAAAGGAAGUUGUGAUAUUUUAUAUAUAUAUAUACAUAUAUAAUGACGUAAUGCAAGAAAUAUUCCUCUCAAGUGUCACCACAUUGAGUUCUGAAGACUCCUAGAUUUUUCUACGGCUUUUUCACUGAAGUACAAGUCAUCUGAAGACAUGCACUUUUUUAAUAAACAGUAUGUAUAGGUUUAAAUUGAUUCGCUCACAUCACUUACAUCAGUGAGGAUAUGACUAUACAUAUAAGUCAUGUGCUAUACUGCAGUUUCUUAUAACAUUACCUGCCAAUGAGCAAAUAAUGUUUUUUAUUUACUCACAUUUGGUGCUUGGCCAGUGCUAAUUUUGGACCCUGAUUGAGACAGCAUUGAGAAAGAGAAAUGGCAUGAUACAUGCUGUUGAAGGAGCAUGCAAUUCACCAGGAAGUGUUUAUUUAUUCACCUCCCCCCCCCACAAGAAACACAUUACUAUUUGGUUUUCUGAGGAAAGUUUGAGUACGAUUGGGAGGAGUUUGUGUGCUUUUGACCAUGUCAAACUAUCUCUAAUCCUGCAGUUGAUAGACUUACGCAAAGAGGUUUAAACUUCUUCCCAGUCCAGAGUUUCUCUCAGGUUAUAAUAUGAGUCUUAAACCCCAGUUAUUACUCUUGCUUCUCUCUCUCUUAAGAGUCAAGUGUCUCUCUGUCUUCCAUUCUUUCUGAGUGUCUGUCUAUUACUCUUUCUUAGUUCUCCAUGACUAAAAUGCACCAGAGCAUUCAAUCACUGAGGAUAUUGCACUCCAUUCCAAAUGAUCAAAAUGUUGAGCUUUUGGGACACAUCAAAUCAAGCUGCAGACAGUUAAAGUGCUGUUCUACAGCCAGUGAAAUCACGUGCUGAUAUUAACCCAAAAUAGAUUAAUAAGAAACCGUUGGCCACUACUCAACCGGAGCUUUACUGACCUUAAGCCAGUUCAUAGUGAAACGAUUGGUUUAUGUUCUUAACAUGUUCUCACUGCCCUUUUUAUUAGUUAGUCAUUCCUUCUAAAAGUGCUCUCCUAUUAUGAUUAACCCCUGAGAAAUUUUUUAAAUCAUGUACACUCUUGCAAAAAAAAAGAACAAGAAUUUCAAUCAUAUCUGAAGCCAAGAUAAAUGCUAUUAGUAUAACAGUUAUUUAUGGUUUGCCAUAAAUAACUAUAGCUUUUAUAUGACGUUAAAAAAGAAAAACGUAACUGACUGCACCUCUGAGAGAAAGUACAGAAAUGUUCAACUUUUUAUAUUCUAAAUGGUUCCAGAUUGCAUUGGAAGUGGCUAAACUUCCUCUUGAGGAAGAGUCUGACUUUUAAUGAUUCUAAAUGCGAUUCGGUCGACGUGCCGGCUGAGAGACAGGGACGCAGAGCACUUUCUGUUCACCCUCCACCCACUAGCAAAGACUCUCAGAUUCUCUGUCUUCUUUUACUUAUCUCUUACCGCAGUCUGAGCUCUUGAAGUUGGAUGAUCUCUCUGCGGUUUGAUUAUGUCAGAUGGCUUUGCUCUCAGCUUAUUGCUAUUGCAGAAUGAGAAUCUGGGAAAGUCAAAUCUUCCCAAAGCAGAGACGCAUCUCAGCGUCUUUACAACCAUCUCCUGCAUAAGUGGGUCAGGCUUUGAAAACUCCCCAGUGGAGUUCUGUGAAUGAAGGAAGGAGAAAAAAACAUUUACAUAAAUACGAUACAAAUGCAAAAGAACUGAAUGUUCUCUCCAAAUGCUCCCAAAGAAGCAGGCACUUCUUUAUCUGGCUUAUGAAUUUAUAUGAGUUUCUGAAUGUUGUUAUUGUGGCUUUGUGGCUUGCUUAUUCAAUUAGUUUGCAGUGUGUGCUAAUACAUUGCUAAUGUGUGUGAUAACAGCAGUACCGCUAGUAUUGCUAGCGGAGUACUGCUGUAAUCACACACUGCUGUAAUAUAUACAGUAUAUAUAUCAUAUAUAUAGAGAUGGUAUAUAUAUAUUGUAUAUACCAUCUCUGAUAGUUUAUACUGCAGUUUUAAAUGACCUCACGCCUUCCAAGUGAAUGAAUUAAACACUGAUCAUUACUGCUGAUUUAUUAUUAAUUAUCUUUACCGCUCAAGCCCGGGCUGUGGAUUACAUUCAACACAUGACCCACUUUUAGAAACGAGCUACACAAGAAUGCCUGAUCUAUACUUGGAAUAUCUACGUGUGUGUGUGUGGCCUCUGUGUCCUCAGGCAUAUCCCCUCCACCAUCUCUCUUUCUUUCCCCAAGAUCUCAGUUCCUCUGGGGAAAAAUAUGGAACACAUACGCAUUUGAUGCUAUGGCGACAAAUACAUUUUUAAUCCGUGUCAAAACAUGAAAUAGGGAUGUUGUUUCCAAGUCUGCUAAUCCACCUCAAUCUGGUUUAAAUGAGGAUGAAUCGAGGUAAAUGAGGUUACAAUUUAAAUCGUAUCAUCGUAGUUGUGAGAUUAAAUUAAAAUUUUUAUCAGUCAUUUUUUUAUGGAUGGUUAACUAGGUAGUAUGAGUGCUUUGUGUGUUGCAUAACAUGAAAAGUGAGGCCAUCAAGUUCAGCAUCACACCUGUCUCCAAAAGAUUUGAGUGCUGUUUAGGAUUGAACUGAAAAUGCACCUGUUCAAUUCCUGAGUUUUAGCUGGAUUCGAGGUAGCAUUCCGCUUUAAAUUUGUUGUUGAGAUGGACAAACGUAAAUUCUGUGGAUGUGUUCAGUUUAAUUUAAAUUGCAUAAAAACACAUUCUUCAUCAUCUCCAUUAAAUGAUGUCCCUCAAACUGUCUGUUGGGUUGCAUGCUCUUCACAUUUUCCUUUGGCUUUUCAACACCUGUAUUUUUUUAUUUUCCGGUGCUUAAAUGACAUUGUGUUUGUGUGCAUGUGAUGUGUGUUUUCAAUCAUUCCAUGAACAUUAAUUUAAAAAUUAAAAAUUAAUGGUAGCGUCUUCCAAGUAUGAUAUCAAUUCCCAUGGAUGUUUAAAAGAAAGUUGGAUUUUUAUCAUCUACUCACACUCAUGUCAUUCCAAACCUAUUCUUUUGUGAAACAGAAAAAGAGUGAUUUUGUAAAUCGUGCUUGCAUGGAGUUUUCAUUUUUGAGUCAGCAAUUUCUUUAUCUGCUCACUUCAUAUUAAUUAAAAAAAUAGACACCUUGUAUAUUGUAUGAUACCAUGUAAAGAGCACCACUUCUCUUUCUCUGUCUCCGCAGUAGUUUUCAGUCCUCUUGUGUUCCAUUGGUUUUCAAUGUUUUGCAGUUUUCACCUUUUUGUUUUGGACUCUACUCAGUUAUAUUGUACUGUAUAUCUUUGCUUUCAAGCCAUUGUCAGUCAUGUAGUUUUCUUUGUUUUUGCAUUAGUUUUGUAUCAUAUUCUCUCAUUUUUUGUUGUUUUUAUGUGUAGAAAGAAAAGACUGUCAUUUUCUGGUCUAAUGCGUUGUCUGUUUGCCACAAAGCAUGUCAUGAAAUGUUUCCAUCAUGUGCGUAUGAUUGAAGAUGCUAAAUGCAUUAAACAGUAAGUCUCUUUAUCUAGUACAAACUUAA